CUGCCCGCCCUGCCUCCUCCAGGCCCCGCCCCCUCUCCGCACUUCUUUUCUGGCGCCCCUCUGAGCUCUCUCCUCGCAGUUACCGUUUGGCGGUCCUUCUCUUCUCCAGGCAACAUGCCUUUUGUUGAGUUGGAAACAAACUUGCCGGCUAGCCGCAUACCCGCGGGGCUGGAGAGCCGGCUGUGUGCGGCCACAGCCACCAUCCUGGACAAACCCGAAGACCGCGUGAGCGUUACGAUACGACCUGGCAUGACCUUGUUGAUGAACAAAUCCACAGAGCCCUGUGCCCACCUUCUGGUCUCUUCCAUUGGUGUUGUGGGCACCGCGGAGCAGAACCGUACCCACAGCGCCAGCUUCUUUAAGUUCCUCACCGAGGAGCUGUCCCUGGACCAGGAUCGGAUUAUUAUCCGCUUCUUCCCCUUGGAGGCCUGGCAGAUCGGAAAGAAAGGAACUGUCAUGACGUUUCUGUGAUGGAAACAAAGAACCCAGGGGCCUUUGCUCCUGCCUGUCCAGAGCCCUUCCGGAGAGGCGUCCCAGCAGAAUUGUGGCCUGGUAGAUACAACGACCAAUCCCUCUUUUGCGUAAAUGUCUGCCACUUCGAUGCCCCCAGCCUCUUGAAUAGGUAAAGGAGAGCCAAUAAACGAAGAGAGCAUCAUUCAAA
Messenger RNA from Mastomys coucha (southern multimammate mouse), 661 nucleotides. RefSeq names its product D-dopachrome decarboxylase. Gene Ontology annotation, molecular function: phenylpyruvate tautomerase activity. NCBI's taxonomy places the organism in Eukaryota, Metazoa, Chordata, Mammalia, Rodentia, Muridae. The coding region runs from base 115 to 471 and encodes 118 amino acids. The record is from RefSeq and is a predicted model, not a curated record. The transcript is spliced from 3 exons.